Dunckerocampus dactyliophorus (ringed pipefish) is the source of this 1379-nucleotide messenger RNA. RefSeq names its product BCAS2 pre-mRNA processing factor (gene bcas2). The transcript has 7 exons. Gene Ontology annotation, cellular component: precatalytic spliceosome; Prp19 complex; catalytic step 2 spliceosome. Lineage: Eukaryota; Metazoa; Chordata; Actinopteri; Syngnathiformes; Syngnathidae. Gene Ontology annotation, biological process: mRNA processing. The coding region runs from base 582 to 1169 and encodes 195 amino acids. The record is from RefSeq and is a predicted model, not a curated record.
UGUCGGAGAGCUAGAAUGAUAAUAGCCGCAUGUGCUAGCUACAAUGCAAAUCAUUGCUUAAAGAACAUGGGGUAGUUUCGAAACAAGUAUCUUUGGCUCUUGGUCAUUCUAAGCCAUUUAUUAUAUAUUUGCAUUUUUUAGUGAAAAAUUGUUUUAUAUGGCUGCAUUACCGUCGGCUCUGAGCCACUGACGACCACUGUUUGCCGUGUGUAGGUCAGGGCUUGCCAUUGAGACAUAAUUGGUCAAAAAGGUGGGAUGCUCCAUCGAUCGGCCAGUACCGAUCCAUUAGUGACGGUGGCGGUGACAAAGCACGUGAUCAGCAUAUGCCGAUAAAUGCCUUAAACACAGAUCACCUGUGGUCCGUACUGUGGCUCGUAUUAUUGCAGAAUGCAGCCGGUAGCAGGCGUCCCCCAUUUCCUUCACACUGCGCAGGCGUGCCAACCCCAAAACAAACUGCUAUGUAGAACUUACCAGCCGUUUGUGAAAAUAAUACAAAUUUUGCACCCUGCAAAACAUGCCACGAAAAGUAUCUCGAAGCUUUAAUUUACUACGACAUUUGAAGAACAAACACUUGACGACGUAUGGCUGCAGCAUUAGUGGAGGAGGAGACCAGAAGAUACAGACCAACCAAGAACUACCUAAGCUACCUGGCUACGCCUGACUUUUCUGCUUUUGAGACUGAAAUCAUGAAGAAUGAAUUUGAGCGCCUGGCAUCUCGGCAGCCCAUGGACCUCCUGAGUAUGAAGAGGUAUGAGCUGCCAGCACCGUCUUCGGGUCAGAAGAACGACAUAACCGCUUGGCAGGAGUGUGUCAACAACUCCAUGGCCCAGCUAGAGCACCAGGCAGUUCGCAUCGAGAACCUGGAGCUCAUGUCGCAGUACGGAACCAACGCGUGGAAAGUCUACAACGAUAACCUUGCCUUCAUGAUUGAGAUGGCACAAAAGGAGCUUCAGAAGUUCAGGAAGCAAAUUCAAGAUUUAAACUGGCAGCGUAAAAACGACCAAUUAGCUGGAGGAGCCAAGCUGCGAGAGCUGGAGUCAAACUGGGUGUCCCUGGUGAGCAAGAACUACGAGAUUGAGCGCGCCAUAGUUCAGCUAGAAAACGAAAUUGGCCAGCUGAAACAACAGCAAGGGGACGAAAACAAGGAAAACAUCAGGCAGGACUUCUGAUGUUCUGAUAGACUGAAAAGACCUUUGUCAGGCUGCUGGGGGUUUGGGAAUGCAGCCAUGGAGGAACUUUAACCAAUGUGGAUAACAUGAAAACAUUUUUAACUUGAUGACAGGAAGAGACCCAAAUGAUAGUGUUGAUGCAGUUCCAACAAAUUCUGUCAGGUCUCAAAGAGCAUUCAUGUUUUUGUAUGGCAUUUUAAUAAAGUUAAA